AAAGUGAUUUGAAAAAGAACUAAUGCUGAAAUCAGCCAUUUGGUCAACAAACAACAAGAAUAAAAAUUUCAAUCAAACUAAUUUAAGAAUUUUAAGCACAUCCCCCUCUUCAAUAACACCCAAAAAAACGUGUAUUCAUAUCAGAUACCGAAAAAUAUUAAUUAAAAAAUUUAAUUAGAAACCGAAGCAGUGGUUAAUCCACCAUUCUCUGCCUUCAAAAGUCAGUAUCUCCAGGAAGGGGGCACGGCAGAAUCUAUUUAGCUUUCUCACUCCUUUUUCUUGUUCCUUACUCUUAUCUCUGCCUAUGGUUGCUUCAAAUUUCAGCUCUAAUCCCAAAAAUAACUAACAACAGAAACAACUAUGCUACCGUUGUUUGGUUAUUGUUCCUUUCUCUCCUUCGUUCUUCUUUUCCUCUUUUUUUUCCCACGUUUUUGUUUUCCCGCUAGAAUCGCACCAGGACAAGUAACUGUUGUAACUAUCGAUGAUCAAAACGCUACCUGGUAUAAUUUUACUCGCUUUAAAGACGCUGAGAAAGGUUGCCACAUCAGCGGCAUGUCGGAACUCAAGAAAUAUUUCCAGCGGUUCGGCUACUUAUCGAUUCCCAACCAUCAAAACAGCAACUUCACUGACGUUUUCGAUGCUCAAUUUGAAUCCGCUGUGAUUUUGUACCAACAAAAGUUUGGGUUACCGGUAACCGGAAAGCUCGAUUCUGAAACAAUAUCGACAAUCAUGUCCCCAAGGUGUGGUGUUUCCGACACUGAAUCGACAAUCCAUGCGACGAAACAUUUUGCCUAUUUUUACGGAAGGCCGAGGUGGGACCGUGGGUCGUCCAUGACUUUAACGUAUGCUUUUUCGCCUACAGACAUGAUCAAGUACAUAAGCUUACCGGAAAUCAAAACAGUAUUUAAGCGCUCGUUCUCGAGGUGGGCUUCGGUGAUUCCGGUAAACUUCACAGAGAUAGAUGAUUACCCAUCAGCGAAUAUCAAAAUCGGGUUUUUCAAGGGUGACCAUGGUGACGGUCAACCGUUUGAUGGGGUUUUAGGAGUGUUAGCUCACGCUUUUUCACCAGAGAACGGGAGGUUCCACUUGGACGAAGAUGAAACAUGGGCCGUUGAUUUCGAGAAAGUGAAAUCAAAGACGGCUAUUGACUUGGAAUCAGUGGCUACACAUGAGAUUGGCCAUAUACUAGGGUUGGCCCAUAGUUCAAUCAAGGAAGCCGUGAUGUAUCCGAGCUUGAAGCCACGUAGUAAAAAAGUGAAUCUUAAACUCGAUGAUGUAGAAGGUGUUCAAGUAUUGUACGGAUCAAACCCUAACUUUCAAUACAGUUCUUUAUUGGCGUACGAAAAUUCUUACAACAAAGCAAUUAACCUCAAUCAAAGAUAUUGUAGUUGGACAUCUUCAAUAGUAGUGGUAGUUUUUUUUUCUCUUUUCAUGAUUACAUAAGAGCCUUCUUUUUUGAGCUCUUUUAUUUAUGUGUGAAGAAAAAAUUGCUCACACCCAGAAAAAAAAAAAAAACUGAAACAAUCUUUGAUUUGUAUAAGGAUGUAAUAUAUUUGUGAAUAAUUUUUUUUGGUUAUAUUUAGUGGUGUUAUAUAUGUAUAUAUUAUUAUAGUUUGAUUUUUCUUCUUAAAAAAUGUGUACCAACUUUUUGAAGCAGGAGAUGAUAAGAAAGACAAAACUCCUGACCAUUCAUUUUGGACUUGAAAGGUUAGGAUGGAAUCCGAAAAGAAAAACAAAUAUAUAUUUAUGUAUAAUAUUUAUAUAUUAAGAAUAAAUAUGGAAAUAGGAUUAUUUGGUGGAUAA
Messenger RNA from Gossypium arboreum, 1803 nucleotides. Its product is annotated as metalloendoproteinase 1-MMP-like. The transcript has a single exon. Gene Ontology annotation, biological process: proteolysis; extracellular matrix organization; collagen catabolic process. Bases 361 to 1443 code for a protein of 360 amino acids. Gene Ontology annotation, molecular function: metalloendopeptidase activity; zinc ion binding. The record is from RefSeq and is a predicted model, not a curated record. Gene Ontology annotation, cellular component: extracellular matrix. NCBI's taxonomy places the organism in Eukaryota, Viridiplantae, Streptophyta, Magnoliopsida, Malvales, Malvaceae.